AUGAAGGCGGCGCGGUGGAUGGGCACUCACGACGUGGAAGUCGGGCUUGUCCCUAAGCCCAUGAUCACCGACCCCAGCGAUGCCAUCGUUCAAAUCACACACUGCUCCAUCUCCGGCUCUGAUAUCCACCUGUACGAGGGCGACCUGAACAACUCCAUGAAAAAGGGCGAUAUUCUGGGUCAAGAAGCCGUCGGGCUCGUCGAAGAAGUCGGCCCGAACGUCAAGUCCAUUACGCCCGGUGACCGAGUCAUCAUCUUACCCAUUGUUGCAUGUGGGAGAUGUGACUACUGUCAGCGCCAGGAGUACUCACUUUGUGAUGUCAGCAACCCAUAUUCGGAAAUGGAGGUCCUCUACGGUCAUCGUCUGUCUGGUAUGCUAGGGUUUAGCCGACUCUGCGGCGGUUAUGCGGGCGACCAAGCGGAAUACUGUCGUGUCCCUAAUGCCGACCUAAGCUGCGUCAAAGCCCCACAGGAUAUUGAUGCGCGCAAGAUACUCGGGCUAGCGAAUGUGAUCACAACCGCCUGGCAUGCGCUAGAGCUCGCAGAAGUACAACCCGGCGAUAUUGUUGGGGUAUGGGGCUGUGGGCCUGUCGGUUUAUCGGUGCAACGACUCGCCAAACUUCGUGGCGCAAAGAAGAUCUAUGCAAUGGAUCGGGAUCCGCAGCGAUUACGCUUGGCGGGAGAAUUUGGAAUGACACCGAUCGAUGUGAAUGAUCACUCGGAGGUGGGCGAGUACAUCCUUUCCAUCCAGCCAAAGGGUCUUGAUCGUUCCAUUGAAGCGUGUGGGUUCCGUAGUACGACGCGAUCCCCUCAUGCCGCCGUGCGGGCAAAGGGCUUGGAGCGAGACAGGGGUGAUACUGUCGGGGCGAUCAUCAAGGCGACGCGCAAGGGUGGAAAUGUGGCGUUAAUCGGUGAUUUUUUCUUUUCGACGCAUGAUUUCCCGAUUGGAGCCUUGAUGCAAAAGGCUUUGACGGUGCGGGGAGGCCAGGCUUGGCCACAAAAGACUGACAAGCUGCAGUAUCAUCCGUUCCUAUUGAAUCUGGUCAUCGAUGGAAAACUGGACCCUUCCUGGAUGUUCACGUACGAGGACGAAUUCGAGAACAUUGCCGAUCACUACCAGCGAUUCGCCAAGCAUGAAGUCCCUGGUGGGUUGAAGGUGUGUCUGGUGACAUCGUUUGGGCGGAGUGAACGCCUGCAACCCAGCAGUGACAUGCUGGUGGAUCGCAAUGACUAA
Messenger RNA from Penicillium argentinense, 1233 nucleotides. RefSeq names its product putative formaldehyde dehydrogenase. Bases 1 to 1233 code for a protein of 410 amino acids. The record is from RefSeq and is a predicted model, not a curated record. NCBI's taxonomy places the organism in Eukaryota, Fungi, Ascomycota, Eurotiomycetes, Eurotiales, Aspergillaceae. The transcript is spliced from 2 exons.